Erigeron canadensis is the source of this 1591-nucleotide messenger RNA. RefSeq lists its product as uncharacterized. The record is from RefSeq and is a predicted model, not a curated record. Gene Ontology annotation, biological process: ribosomal small subunit assembly; rRNA processing. Gene Ontology annotation, cellular component: CURI complex; UTP-C complex. The coding region runs from base 101 to 1273 and encodes 390 amino acids. The transcript is spliced from 9 exons. NCBI's taxonomy places the organism in Eukaryota, Viridiplantae, Streptophyta, Magnoliopsida, Asterales, Asteraceae.
UUAAACCCUUAAUUGAAAUAGGGUUUUUCUUUCUCCUUGCUCGAAUUAAACCCUAAAUAGGUCGUUCUUCUCCUUCCUCUUAAUAAUAAUAGAUACAGAUAUGGGUGAAAGAACAGUGAAGAAGAACAAGAAAACAUCCAACAACAAACCUCUUUCUCCUGCUCAAGAUAAUGUGGAUGGUGUAAGUUCUGACAAGAAAUUGAAAAAAUCUACAAGAGACAAGAAAAGAAAAGGCACAGAGGUAGCCGAAGCCAAAAAAGUCGGUGUCGUUGGCUCCAGUAGUCCCGUUGGUUUUUAUGACGGUGAAAAUGGUGCUUUAACCAGAGACAAAAAAAGGACCAAGUUGAAAAAAAACAAAGUAGAUAAUGAAAAUAGGAAGAAUGGUGUUCGUGAACAUGUUCCGCAAUCUAAUGAGGUUGCAAAUGCCUCUCACCAACAAAUUGAAGUCUUGAUGAUCAACGCGGACAAUAAAAGGAUAAAAUUUGAGGAGAAAAAAGGAAAGAUAACUGCAGGUAAGGUGGAUAGUGCAAAUUCUGACAAGAAACUGAAAAAAAGUGCCAGAAAGAAGAAUAGAAAAGGCACAGAGCUAUCCGAAGCUGAAACAAUUGAAGUUGUUGUACCCACUACUUCAGAUGAUGUUAUUGAGUGUAUAAAUAGUGCUGGAAAGAAGGACAAGAAAAAAAACAAAUUGAAGAAAAAGAAAAGAGAGAACGGAAAUAAAAAGGAUGUUGUUCAUGAAGUUGGGGAUGAUUCUAACCAACAAUUUGGUAAGUCAAAAAGGGUGGCCACAAUAGAAAAUGAAGCUACUUUACUUGAUGAUGAAGAUGAAGUUUAUCAAAUCUCUUCAGGGGAUGAAGAUGAAACGACGGGAAUGAAACGAUGGAUUGAUAAAUAUCAUCGCGCUAGACCUGGGGCAGAGGUUCUGUUGGAAAAUAUUAAUGACUUUUUAGUCGACUACAAUGCACAAAAGGAUAAGGAAAGAAAAGAAAAAGAUGAGGAAGCAGCAGAAGGUGGAUGGACUGUUGUUACACACAUGAAAGGUAGGAAGAAAACAACAGAUGCUGAAAGCGGUACAACUGUUGGCUCUGUUGCUCAGGCCGCUGUGAUGGAUAAGAUGUCGAAGAAGAAAGACAAACAAGUUGGCAUCAAUUUUUACCGUUUCCAGAAAAGAGAGGCACAAAGAAAUGAAAUCAUGACGCUGCAAAGUCAAUUUGAGCAAGACAAGAAAAGGAUACAGCAAUUGAGGGCUGCAAGGAAGUUUCGACCGUACUAAUAUGGUGGUUGUGAAUUCUAGUACGAACAUUCGUUUGUCUUGGGCGACUGCUGUAUCUACUCGAGCCUUGCCUUACGAAGUUUUUUCUGAGCAAGGAAAGAGGUUUUAGGGACCCAGAAAUGAAAAUUCAAUCACAUGCUAACAUGAGGGUCCAGUUGGCUCACAGAGGUUGGUAUAUCGCUCGAUUUUGUAAUGUGUUAUUAAAUUGACUAAUGAUAGACAAAUGGUUUUUUUUUUAAGAACUUAUUGGACCUAUAUAUUUUUUACUAAUCUGUUUUAUAAAUUAUAAUCUGAUUCUAGAUUUUUUAUUUGAUGUUA